This is a messenger RNA of Saprolegnia diclina VS20, 277 nucleotides long. RefSeq lists its product as hypothetical. Bases 41 to 232 code for a protein of 63 amino acids. The transcript has a single exon. The record is from RefSeq and is a predicted model, not a curated record. NCBI's taxonomy places the organism in Eukaryota, Oomycota, Saprolegniomycetes, Saprolegniales, Saprolegniaceae.
GUGGCAGCGCGUCCGGUCGCGGCGCAUCCGAGAGCUCAUCAUGCUGCACGGCGCGCCGCCCAAGCCCCCGCGGCAUACAUUGUUUGCGCGGCACAUGUCGCUUUCGUCGUCCGAGUCCACGUCCAGGGAGCGACAGCCCAAGACGCGUGUGGUGCCGCACGAUGCCGCGACGACGACGCGGCCAGCCGCCGCCGUCGCAGCCCUCGAGCUGCAGGACAUUAAUGACCACUAGUCCAGUCUUUGUGUAAUUAUGAAGAUAACGCGAAAUAUGUUCAUA